AGGCUGGGAUGAGCCUCAUCAAAUUCCCUGCUCUUCACACUAACCCUCCCACUGUCUUUCAUCAGCCUGGCCGGAGGUGUCUCAGAUCCAGGUGUUACCGCAGUGGGAGCCCCAGGACAUGGUGCCGUUUGCCGUCCAGAUCCAGAACUUUUACCCCGAGGGGAUUCACUGGAUCCAGUGGCGCUGGGACGGGGCAGAGAGCUGGAGAGACGAGAGCCCAGAAAUCAGCAAGAACCCGGAUCUCACGUUCAGCGCUACCAGCGUCUGCAGAAUCCCCAGCCAGAAAUUUAACAAUCCAGAGCUCAGAGUCCGAGUGUUGGUUCAGCAGACCCGGCGAGACCCACCAGUCUGGAGAGAGAUCAGAGCCAGGGACACAGGCAAAAAAUUGUGCUACCGAAUCUCAGAUGUACGAGGAUUGGAAGGGUGUCUCCUGGGACAGGAGGUGACCCUGAGCUGCACCAUGGAGGGGACGUUCCCCGAGGACACGGCUGUGACGUGGGAGCGGAUACACGGACAGGACACGACGGCGAUCGGGACUGACGCAGUCAUCGAGGACGAGGGGGCCCGCGUCAGGUGCAGCUUCCACCACGAGGCCAGAGGGAUCCGAGAGCAGCGAGUCUCUGACAUCAUCAGGGUUUUGGGGGGCGCCCUGGUGGUAACUGUCCCCGCGUCCCCGGUGUGGGCCCGGCCAGGCUCUGACGUGCCCCUAGGCUGUCGCAUCUCCGUGGUCCCAGAGCCCGUGGAGCUGAAGCACCUGAGUGUGAAAUGGUGGCGUAAGGUCAGCGUGGUGACCGGCUUUGAGCACGAGGCGCUGGCCAGCAGGGCCAGGCCAGCCUGUCCCCAGAGGACAUGGGUGCAGGAGGAAGAGGCCGGGGCGUACUCCGGCUCUGUCAACUACCUCUGGGACUACCAGUCCGAGGGCAUGGAGCUGUGUGGGGAAGGUCAGCGAGCGGAGCACACCAGCCCCUGA
This is a messenger RNA of Chrysemys picta bellii (western painted turtle), 970 nucleotides long. Lineage: Eukaryota; Metazoa; Chordata; Testudines; Emydidae. The record is from RefSeq and is a predicted model, not a curated record.